AUGGCAUCUUCGCAUCCACCGGCACAGGACACGUAUCAAAUACCGAUUCCGCAUCCACCACCACAAGACACAAAUUACUCUCCAUCAAGCCCACACCCCACAUUUCAUCCCGAAACACCAGGGCCCUCGACGAUUAUUGACAUAAUAGAGUCUGAGACUAUAACUGACGAGACAAAAUUUCACUAUGGUCAAUCUCCCGCAUAUCAACCACGUCGUGAUAAGACUAAAAAGCGUGUAAAACUCCAUGGAGAAAACUAUGUGACAGAAUGUCCAGUGCCCACAAAUUUUAAACAAAUGAUUCCUAGAAAAGAUGAGAAAGAAUUUUCGUAUAUGAGAUAUACUGCUUGUACAUGUAAACCUGAUGAUUUCGAGAAAAAAGGUUAUACCCUUCGUCAAAGCGAAUUCGACCCACCAAGAUCAACAGAAUUGUUUAUAGUAUUAACUAUGUUCAAUGAAAAAAAGGAGGAUCUUGCUCGCACCUUCCACGGCGUCAUGAAAAAUAUUUCUCACCUUUGCUCUCGUAAACACUCUAAAGUUUGGGAUAAAGGUGGAUGGAAAAAGGUUGUAGUGUGUAUUGUAUCCGAUGGUCGAAAAUUUAUCAAGCCAUGUACAUUAGCUUACUUAGCAGCCAUCGGCGUCUACCAAGACGGGGUUGAAAAAGGCAAUUAUGAGGUUAUGAGGAGUGACGGUACGGUGGAGAAUAGGAAGGUUACAGCUCAUAUAUAUGAGUAUACAACUCAAGUUUCAAUUGACACGAAUAUGGAAUUUGAAAAAGAAAACAUCGUUCCUAUCCAAGUUAUCUUUUGUCUAAAAGAAGAGAAUGCUCAAAAGAUUAACUCGCAUCGUUGGUUUUUCAAUGCCUUUGGAAAGAUCCUAAAACCUAAAGUAUGCGUUCUUCUGGAUGUCGGUACCAAGCCUGGUAGCACGUCAAUACACCAUUUAUGGAAAGCUUUUAAAAAUGACAAUGUUGCCGGUGCUUGUGGUGAAAUUAUCGCAAUGAAGGGUAAUGCUGGUGUUUUCAACCCGAUAGUGGCCGCUCAAAACUUCGAGUACAAGAUGUCCAAUAUUUUAGACAAGCCCCUUGAAUCUGUUAUGGGAUAUAUUACCGUUUUACCCGGGGCCUUUUCUGCCUAUCGUUACACUGCUUUGCAAAAUGAUGAUAAUGGCAAAGGUCCGUUGAACUCUUAUUUCGCUUGUGAGGUGGAGGAAGACGAGGAAGGUGACGAAGAUAAUAGUGAAAAAAAUGAAAAAAAAAAAGUGGACAAGGAGGAUCUGUUUACCGCAAAUAUGUACCUCGCGGAAGAUCGUAUUCUAUGCUUUGAACUGGUGACCAGGAGAGACAGUGCUUACGUAUUGCAUUAUGUCAAAUCUGCUUAUGCAGAGACUGAUGUGCCAAAUGAUGUAGCAGGAUUGAUAAAACAAAGACGACGCUGGUUAAAUGGUUCUUAUUUUGCCAGUUUAUAUGCAUUGCGGCAUUGUCUUGCUGUUUGGCGAAGUCACCAUAGUCCGAUUCGAAAGUUUGUCUUGUUUGUUGAAAUGCUCUAUCAACUAUACAACUUACUUUUCACAUGGUUUGGUCUGGCAUUAACCCCAGAUGCCCUGCUUCAGGUCUUAUCUAUUAUAUAUAUAAUACUGAUUGUCGUUCAGAUAAUUCUGGCCAUGGGAAAUAGACCCCAAAGUUCCAAAUGGGCCUAUAUAGUUUCUAUGAUAUUCUUUGCGCUUAUCAUGAUUUACAUGUUAUUCGCUGCCGGUUGGAUCACAUACAAGGGUGUCGCUUUGCAACUAGAUAGUCACAAGGAUGACAUUACUGGCGCCAAUGUGUCGACUGCGAACGCCUUAUUGGAAGAUCAAUAUUUCCGAAAUAUUGUCCUUUCUGUGAUUUGUACAUAUGGAUUAUAUUUCGUUUCAAGUUUUCUAUUUUUAGAGCCAUGGCACAUGUUCUCCAGCAUAAUUCAAUAUUUGCUUUUGGUUCCAUUUUACGUCAACGUCCUGACCAUUUACGCUUUCUGUAACGUGCAUGAUGUCUCUUGGGGCACGAGAGAGGCUAAGUCAGCUCGAGGGUCUGGAAAAGUUGUUCAAAACGACGAUUCUUCCAGUCAAUCAGAAAUGGAAGUAGAAGUUGAAGCACCCGUUGAAGAAAAAGAUAUUAACAAAACGUUCGAUGAAGCCGUUAAUGCAGUGAAGGAAUCAGAAAAUAAGAAACCAACUAUCCGUUCGUCUAAAGAAAAGAAGGAAGAUAAGGUCCGAACAUUCCGUACGCGUUUUGUGCUUGCAUGGCUUAUUACCAAUGUCGCGUUCGUCUUUGGUAUCCAAAGAUUACCUCAAGAGAAGAUAAAUAAUACUUAUGUGGCUUUUAUUUUGUGGUCUGUAGCCGGGUUAGCUGCAUUUAGAUUUAUUGUUUAA
Messenger RNA from Acaulospora morrowiae, 2403 nucleotides. NCBI's taxonomy places the organism in Eukaryota, Fungi, Glomeromycota, Glomeromycetes, Diversisporales, Acaulosporaceae. The record is from the annotation of a GenBank genome assembly.